AUGAAACACCGGGUCGUCGAAGAAGCUCCUGAGAAGGUCGAGAUCACGCAAAUACGCACCGAAAGUGGUGAUGUAAAGAAGGUCAAAACAACCAAGCGCGUCAUCAAAAAGGGUCCAAAAGAACCAGUUACCGAAAUCACAACAAUCGAAAAAGAGGGUGAAGAACCCAUCACCACAGUGACGGUUGCCCCAGUGCCAGAGGAGGAUGAUCAGAUAACACCAGAAGAAACCAUUGAGCUACCAGAAGAGGUAGCAGAACAAAGCGAAACGACGCCCGAAGGUAAGACAGUCACAAAGAAAACUACCAAGAGAAUCAUCAAGCGUAAGAAGGGACCACUUACAGAAACUACACAAAUCACCACUGAACAAGUAGACGAUGAAACACCUGUCAUAUCUGUACACACCACACAAGAAAUUACUGAUGAUACAACUACACCAUUAGACACAAAACACACACCUGAGAAAGCUACGGUCGUCGAAGAAGCUCCUGAGAAGGUCGAGAUCACGCAAGUGCGUACCGAAACUGGUGAUGUAAAGAAGGUCAAAACUACCAAGCGCGUCAUCAAAAAGGGUCCAAAAGAACCAGUUACCGAAAUCACAACAAUCGAAAAAGAGGGUGAAGAACCCAUCACCACAGUGACGGUUGCCCCAGUGCCAGAGGAGGAUGAUCAGAUAACACCAGAAGAAACCAUUGAGCUACCAGAAGAGGUAGCAGAACAAAGCGAAACGACGCCCGAAGGUAAGACAGUCACAAAGAAAACUACCAAGAGAAUCAUCAAGCGUAAGAAGGGACCACUUACAGAAACUACACAAAUCACCACUGAACAAGUAGACGAUGAAACACCUGUCAUAUCUGUACACACCACACAAGAAAUUACUGAUGAUACAACUACACCAUUAGACACAAAACACACACCUGAGAAAGCUACGGUCGUCGAAGAAGCUCCUGAGAAGGUCGAGAUCACGCAAGUGCGUACCGAAACUGGUGAUGUAAAGAAGGUCAAAACUACCAAGCGCAUCAUCAAAAAGGGUCCAAAGGAACCGGUUACCGAAAUCACCACAAUCGAAAAAGAGGGUGAUGAACCCAUUACCACAGUGACGGUUGCCCUAGUGCCAGAGGAGGAUGAAACGACACCGAUAGAGACCGUUGAGCUGCCAGAAGAGAUAGCAGAAGAAACUGAAACUACACCAGAAGGUAAGACAGUUACAAAGAAAACGACAAAGAGAAUCAUUAAGCGUAAAAAGGGACCGCUUACAGAAACUACACAAAUCACCACAGAACAAGUAGACGAUGAAACACCUAUUAUUUCAGUACACACCACACAAGAAUUACAUGAUGACAUCACAACACCUAUAUUGGAUACACACACACUUGAAUCUGCUAGGGUCGUAGAGGAAAGUCCCGAAAAGGUAGAGGUUACUCAAGUACGAACUGACACCGGUGAAGUUAAGAAGGUCAAAACUACUAAGCGCCUAAUUAAAAAGGGACCUAAAGAACCGGUGACUGAAAUUACAACAAUCGAAAAAGAAGGUGAAGAGCCCAUCACAACAGUUACGGUUUCCCCAGCACCUGAGGAAGAUCAAACGACAACGAUAGAGACCGUUGAGCUGCCAGAAGAGAUAGCAGAAGAAACUGACACUACACCAGAAGGUAAGACAGUUACAAAGAAAACUACAAAGAGAACCAUUAAGCGUAAAAAGGGACCACUAACAGAAACUACACAAAUCACCACAGAACAAGUAGACGAUGAAACACCUAUCAUUUCAGUACACACCACACAAGAAUUACAUGAUGACACCACAAAACCUUUACUGGACACACACACACCUGAAAUUGCUAGAGUCGUAGAGGAAACUCCCGAAAAGGUUGAGGUCACUCAAGUACGAACUGAUACCGGCGAAGUCAAAAAGGUCAAAACUACUAAGCGCGUAAUCAAAAGGGGACCAAAAGAACCGGUGACUGAAAUUACAACAAUCGAAAAAGAAGGUGAAGAGCCCAUCACAACAGUUACGGUUUCCCCAGCGCCUGAAGAAGAUCAAACGACACCGAUAGAGACCAUUGAGCUGCCAGAAGAGAUAGCAGAAGAAACUGACACUACACCAGAAGGUAAGACAGUUACAAAGAAAACUACAAAGAGAACCAUUAAGCGUAAAAAGGGCCCACUAACAGAAACUACACAAAUCACCACUGAACAAGUAGACGAUGAAACACCUAUCAUUUCAGUACAUACCACACAAGAAUUACAUGAUGACACCACCAAACCAUUAUUGGACACAUACACACUUGAAACUGCUAGAGUCGUAGAGGAAACUCCCGAAAAGGUUGAGGUCACUAAAGUACGAACUGAUACCGGCGAAGUCAAAAAGGUCAAAACUACUAAGCGCGUAAUCAAAAAGGGACCAAAAGAACCGGUGACUGAAAUUACAACAAUUGAAAAAGAAGGUGAAGAGCCCAUCACAACAGUUACGGUUUCCCCAGCGCCAGAGGAAGAUCAAACGACGCCGAUAGAGACCGUUGAGCUGCCAGAAGAGAUAGCAGAAGAAACAGACACUACACCAAAAGGUAAGACAGUUACAAAGGGAAUCAUUAAGCGUAAAAAGGGACCACUUACAGAAACUACACAAAUCACCACCGAACAAGUAGACGAUGAAACACCUAUCAUUUCAGUACACACCACACAAGAAUUACAUGAUGACACCACAAAACCUUUAUUGGAUACACAUACACUUGAAUCUGCUAGGGUCGUACAGGAAACUCCCGAAAAGGUAGAGGUCACUCAAGUACGAACUGAUACCGGCGAAGUCAAAAAGGUCAAAACUACUAAGCGCGUUAUCAAAAAGGGACCAAAAGAACCAGUUACCGAAAUUACAACAAUCGAAAAGGAAGGUGAAGAGCCCAUCACAACAGUUACGGUUUCCCCAGCGCCAGAGGAAGAUCGAACGGCACCGAUAGAGACCGUUGAGAUACCAGAAGAGAUAGCAGAAGAAACUGAAACUACUCCAGAAGGUAAGACAGUUACAAAGAAAACUACAAAGAGAAUCAUUAAGCGUAAAAAGGGACCACUAACAGAAACUACACAAAUCACCACCGAACAAGUAGACGAUGAAACACCUAUCAUUUCAGUACACACCACACAAGAAUUACAUGAUGACACCACAAAACCUUUAUUGGAUACACAUACACUUGAAUCUGCUAGGGUCGUAGAGGAAACUCCCGAAAAGAUAGAGGUCACUCAAGUACGAACUGACACCGGUGAAGUUAAACAGGUCAAAACUACUAAGCGCAUAAUCAAAAAGGGACCAAAAGAACCGGUGACUGAAAUUACAACAAUCGAAAAAGAAGGUGAAGAGCCCAUCACAACAGUUACGGUUUCCCCAGCGCCAGAGGAAGAUCAAACGACGCCGAUAGAGACCGUUGAGUUGCCAGAAGAGAUAGCAGAAGAAACUGACACUACACCAGAAGGUAAGAUAGUUACGAAGAAAACUACAAAGAGAAUCAUUAAGCGUAAAAAGGGACCACUAACAGAAACUACACAAAUCACCACCGAACAAGUAGACGGUGAAACACCUAUUAUUUCAGUACACACCACACAAGAAUUACAUGAUGACACCACAACACCUAUAUUGGAUACACAUACACUUGAAUCUGCUAGGGUCGUACAGGAAACUCCCGAAAAGGUAGAGGUCACUCAAGUACGCACUGAUACCGGCGAAGUCAAAAAGGUCAAAACUACUAAGCGCGUUAUCAAAACGGGACCAAAAGAACCAGUUACCGAAAUUACAACAAUCGAAAAGGAAGGUGAAGAGCCCAUCACAACAGUUACGGUUUCUCCAGCGCCAGAGGAAGAUCGAACGGCACCGAUAGAGACCGUUGAGAUGCCAGAAGAGAUAGCAGAAGAAACUGAAACUACUCCAGAAGGUAAGACAGUUACAAAGAAAACUACAAAGAGAAUCAUUAAGCGUAAAAAGGGACCUCUUACAGAUACCACACAAAUCACCACAGAACAAGUAGACGAUAGCACACCUAUCAUAUCAGUACACACUACACAAGAAUACACAGAUGACACCACAAAACCACUAUUCGAUACACACAUACUUGAAACUGCUAGGGUCGUAGAGGAAGCUCCCGAAAAUGUCGAGGUCACUCAAGUACGCACAGAUACCGGGGAAGUCAAAAAGGUCAAAACCACAAAGCGCGUCAUUAAAAAGGGACCUAAAGAACCGGUGACCGAAAUAACAACAAUCGAAAAGGAAGGUGAAGAGCCCAUCACAACAGUUACGGUUUCCCCAGCGCCAGAGGGUGAUCAAACGACACCGAUAGAGACCGUUGAGCUGCCAGAAGAGAUAGCAGAAGAAACUGAAACUACACCAGAAGGUAAGACAGUUACAAAGAAAACGACAAAGAGAAUCAUUAAGCGUAAAAAGGGACCGCUUACAGAAACUACACAAAUCACCACAGAACAAGUAGACGAUGAAACACCUAUUAUUUCAGUACACACCACACAAGAAUUACAUGAUGACAUCACAACACCUAUAUUGGAUACACACACACUUGAAUCUGCUAGGGUCGUAGAGGAAAGUCCCGAAAAGGUAGAGGUUACUCAAGUACGAACUAACACCGGUGAAGUUAAGAAGGUCAAAACUACUAAGCGAGUAAUCAAAAAGGGACCUAAAGAACCGGUGACUGAAAUUACAACAAUCGAAAAAGAAGGUGAAGAGCCCAUCACAACAGUUACGGUUUCCCCAGCACCUGAGGAAGAUCAAACGACACCGAUAGAGACCAUUGAGCUGCCAGAAGAGAUAGCAGAAGAAACUGACACUACACCAGAAGGUAAGACAGUUACAAAGAAAACUACAAAGAGAACCAUUAAGCGUAAAAAGGGACCACUAACAGAAACUACACAAAUCACCACAGAACAAGUAGACGAUGAAACACCUAUCAUUUCAGUACACACCACACAAGAAUUACAUGAUGACACCACAAAACCUUUACUGGACACACACACACUUGAAAUUGCUAGAGUCGUAGAGGAAACUCCCGAAAAGGUUGAGGUCACUCAAGUACGAACUGAUACCGGCGAUGUCAAAAAGGUCAAAACCACAAAGCGCGUCAUUAAAAAGGGACCUAAAGAACCGGUGACCGAAAUAACAACAAUCGAAAAGGAAGGUGAAGAGCCCAUCACAACAGUUAUGGUUUCCCCAGCGCCAGAGGAUGAUCAAACGACACCGAUAGAGACCGUUGAGCUGCCAGAAGAGAUAGCAGAAGAAACUGAAACUACACCAGAAGGUAAGACAGUUACAAAGAAAACUACAAAGAGAAUCAUUAAGCGUAAAAAGGGACCUCUUACAGAUACCACACAAAUCACCACAGAACAAGUAGACGAUAGCACACCUAUCAUAUCAGUACACACUACACAAGAAUACACAGAUGACACCACAAAACCACUAUUCGAUACACACAUACUUGAAACUGCUAGGGUCGUAGAGGAAGCUCCCGAAAAGGUCGAGGUCACUCAAGUACGAACUGAUACCGGCGAAGUCAAAAAGGUCAAAACCACAAAGCGCGUCAUUAAAAAGGGACCUAAAGAACCGGUGACUGAAAUAACAACAAUCGAAAAGGAAGGUGAAGAGCCCAUCACAACAGUUUCGGUUUCCCCGGCGCCAGAGGAUGAUCAAACGACACCGAUAGAGACCGUUGAGCUGCCAGAAGAGAUAGCAGAAGAAACUGAAACUACACCAGAAGGUAAGACAGUUACAAAGAAAACUACAAAGAGAAUUAUUAAGCGUAAAAAGGGACCUCUUACAGAUACCACACAAAUCACCACAGAACAAGUAGACGAUAGCACACCUAUCAUAUCAGUACACACUACACAAGAAUACACAGAACAAGUAAACGAUAGCACACCUAUCAUAUCAGUACACACUACACAAGAAUACACAGAUGACACCACAAAACCACUAUUCGAUACACACAUACUUGAAACUGCUAGGGUCGUAGAGGAAGCUCCCGAAAAUGUCGAGGUCACUCAAGUACGCACAGAUACCGGGGAAGUCAAAAAGGUCAAAACCACAAAGCGCGUCAUUAAAAAGGGACCUAAAGAACCGGUGACCGAAAUAACAACAAUCGAAAAGGAAGGUGAAGAGCCCAUCACAACAGUUACGGUUUCCCCAGCGCCAGAGGAUGAUCAAACGACACCGAUAGAGACCGUUGAGCUGCCAGAAGAGAUAGCAGAAGAAACUGAAACUACACCAGAAGGUAAGACAGUUACAAAGAAAACUACAAAGAGAAUCAUUAAGCGUAAAAAGGGACCUCUUACAGAUACCACACAAAUCACCACAGAACAAGUAGACGAUAGCACACCUAUCAUAUCAGUACACACUACACCAGAAUACACAGAUGACACCACAAAACCACUAUUCGAUACACACAUACUUGAAACUGCUAGGGUCGUAGAGGAAGCUCCCGAAAAGGUCGAGGUCACUCAAGUACGAACUGAUACCGGCGAAGUCAAAAAAGUCAAAACCACAAAGCGCGUCAUUAAAAAGGGACCUAAAGAACCGGUGACUGAAAUAACAACAAUUGAAAAGGAAGGUGAAGAGCCCAUCACAACAGUUACGGUUUCCCCAGCGCCAGAGGAUGAUCAAACGACACCGAUAGAGACCGUUGAGCUGCCAGAAGAGAUAGCAGAAGAAACUGAAACUACACCAGAAGGUAAGACAGUUACAACGAAAACUACAAAGAGAAUCAUUAAGCGUAAAAAGGGACCUCUUACAGAUACCACACAAAUCACCACAGAACAAGUAGACGAUAGCACACCUAUCAUAUCAGUACACACUACACAAGAAUACACAGAUGACACCACAAAACCACUAUUCGAUACACACAUACUUGAAACUGCUAGGGUCGUAGAGGAAGCUCCCGAAAAGGUCGAGGUCACUCAAGUACGAACUGAUACCGGCGAAGUCAAAAAAGUCAAAACCACAAAGCGCGUCAUUAAAAAGGGACCUAAAGAACCGGUGACUGAAAUAACAACAAUCGAAAAGGAAGGUGAAGAGCCCAUCACAACAGUUACGGUUUCCCCGGCGCCAGAGGAUAAUCAAACGACACCGAUAGAGACCGUUGAGCUGCCAGAAGAGAUAGCAGAAGAAACUGAAACUGCACCAGAAGGUAAGACAGUUACAAAGAAAACUACAAAGAGAAUCAUUAAGCGUAAAAAGGGACCUCUUACAGAUACCACACAAAUCACCACAGAACAAGUAGACGAUAGCACACCUAUCAUAACAGUACACACUACACAAGAAUACACAGAACAAGUAAACGAUAGCACACCUAUUAUAUCAGUACACACUACACAAGAAUAUACAGAUGACACCACAACACCACUAAUAGACACACACACACUUAAAACUGCUAGGGUCGUGGAGGAAACUCCCGAAAAGGUAGAGGCUACUCCAGUACGAACUGAUACCGGCGGAGUUAAAAAGGUCAAAACUACUAAGGGCGUCAUUAAGAAGGGAUCUAAAGAACCGGUGACUGAAAUAACAACAAUCGAAAAGGAAGGCGAAGAACCCAUCACCACAGUAACGGUUGCCUCAGCGCCGGAGGAACAACAACCAACUCCCGCUGAGAUCUUUGAACUGCCGGAGAAAAUAUCGGAAGAAACUGAAACUACCCCCGCAGGUAAGACAGUGACAAAGAAAACCACACAUAAAAUCAUCAAGUGUAAGAAGGGACCUCUUCCAGAUACCACACAAAUCAUCACAGAACAAGUAGACGAUAACACACCCAUCAUAUCAGUACACUCUACACAAGAAUACACAGAUGACAAAACAACACCACUUGUUGACACACAUACAAUAGAGACCGCUAGGGUCGUAGACGAAGUUCUCGAAAAGAUCGAAAUCAAUGAAGUUCGACCUGAAACUAGCGAAGUUAAAAAACGCAAACCAGCCAGGCGCGUCAUCAAAAAGGGAACGAAAGAACCGUUGGCUGAAAUCACAGCAACCGAAAAGGAAAGUGAAGAACCUAUCACCGCCUUUAAUGUGUCCCAAGAGCUAGAAGAGGAGCAACCAACACACACUAAAACCACCAAACUGCCCGAGACGAUUUCGGAAGAAAUUGAAACGAUACUAGAAGUAUGA
Cydia splendana is the source of this 8142-nucleotide messenger RNA. RefSeq names its product titin-like. Lineage: Eukaryota; Metazoa; Arthropoda; Insecta; Lepidoptera; Tortricidae. The record is from RefSeq and is a predicted model, not a curated record. The transcript is spliced from 4 exons. Bases 1 to 8142 code for a protein of 2713 amino acids.